AAUGUUAGAAACCACAAGCGUACAAAAUUCUAUUUAGAAACAAACAUUUCUCUUUCUUCCCUGUAAAAUGAAAUCAAGAACAACUGCACUUACAUCUUUCAUUCCUAUAAAUAGGCUGAAAAACUGAUAUCGAUCAAACGGUCUCCGCAGAUUUGAUAUGCCUCGUAAGACCCAAAUUCAAGAAAGUUAAAUCCCGAACUGGGUCGUCGGAAAAUAAGGUCAAACAUGACCGGUGGACCGAUAUUUUUGACAGAGUCUCCCCUCGCGAGAGAUCUUUGCGCAUUGGCUUUCUCCACCUGUUUCGCACUCUCUUUGCUUCGAAUCUUUGAAGAAACUGCAAAAAGAGGGGUUUUCCACAAGAAACUAAACAGGAAGCUCGUGCAUGUGACAAUUGGGCUAGCGUUCAUGUUAUGCUGGCCUCUUUUCAGUUCAGGCAGUCAAGGAGCAUUCAUGGCAGCUGUUGUUCCUGGAGUCAACAUAGUGAAAAUGUUUCUUAUCGGAAAUGGAAUAGUGAAAGAUGAGGCCACGGUUGUAUCUAUGAGCAGAUUUGGAGACUACAGGGAACUUCUUAGGGGUCCCUUGUACUAUGCUUGUACAAUCACAUUGUGUUGUGCAGUUUACUGGCGGACGUCCCCUAUUGCCAUUGCUGCCAUGUGCAAUCUUUGUGCUGGAGAUGGCUUUGCUGACAUUAUUGGAAGGAGGUUUGGAAAGAAGAAGCUUCCUUAUAAUACCGAUAAAACUUAUGCGGGGACCAUUGCCAUGGCACUUGCUGGUUUCAUUGCAUCUGUCGGGUACAUGUACUAUUUCUCGAUUUUUGGGUUUGUUGAGAAUAGUUUUGAAAUGGUGAGGGGGUUUUUGGUUGUGUCUCUUACAAGCGCAUUGGUUGAGUCCCACCCGAUAAGCACCACAUUGGAUGACAAUCUCACAGUGCCUCUUGCCUCUUUGUUGGUAAAUUGA
Messenger RNA from Lactuca virosa, 957 nucleotides. NCBI's taxonomy places the organism in Eukaryota, Viridiplantae, Streptophyta, Magnoliopsida, Asterales, Asteraceae. The record is from the annotation of a GenBank genome assembly.